AUUUCAACUUAAGGGGAAUUAUGGAAACAGCAAUUAAGUAGCUCAAUAUAUGCCAACUUGUAGCAAGUCGCUAUCUUUAUGAUUUAAGCUCAAAAGGGUGCUUACUACUUAGUCACUAACAUUAUCCUUGUGAAAAAAUGGGUAUUUUGGCCUUGUUUCUUGAAAUAUGAAACUGAAAAAUUCUCUUUGUAUGGACCAAUAUGGUUUUGGUCCUGAGAAUUGAGAUCCCAUUAGGAAUUAAGAUUCAAGAUUUGUGCUUUCUUGAUGUUUUCUGAUUUUGGUGUUGUUUUUAGAAUUUUGAGCUGAUUUUUUCUUCACUGUCAUUUUGGUGAGACAAAAGAUUGAAGCUUUGAAAAUGGCUAUGGGACACCAAGAUCAAGAUGGAGUCCCAGGCAACUUGAGAAAGCAACUUGCUCUUGCUGUUAGAGGCAUUCAAUGGAGCUAUGCAAUCUUCUGGUCAACUCCAGUUACACAACCAGGGGUGUUGAAAUGGAUUGAUGGGUACUAUAAUGGGGAUAUCAAGACCAGGAAGACUGUUCAGGCGGGGGAAGUUAAUGAAGACCAGCUGGGGUUGCAGAGAACUGAGCAAUUGAAAGAACUUUAUAGUUCCCUCUUAACAGGUGAAAGUGAAGAAGACCUACAGCCACACGCCAAAAGGCCAUCGGCCUCAUUAUCUCCAGAAGAUCUCACUGAUACAGAGUGGUAUUUCCUAGUAUGCAUGUCAUUUGUCUUCGAUGUUGGCCAAGGGUUGCCAGGGAAGACCUUAGCAACAAAUGAAACAGUCUGGCUAUGCAACGCUCACCAAGCCGAGAGUAGAAUCUUUUCUCGUUCUUUGCUAGCAAAGAGUGCAUCUAUCCAGACUGUUGUAUGCUUUCCCUAUUUAGGAGGCGUAAUUGAGCUGGGAGUCACCGAGCUUGUCACGGAAGAUCCUAACCUCAUUCAGCAAAUAAAAAAUUCCUUUCUAGAGGUUGAUCACUCCGUUAUUUCGAAGAGGCCUAAUUAUGUCUCCAACGAUGCAAAAAAUGACACGAAUAUCGUUAGCCAAAAGCCUGAUCAUAAUGCACUUGAAAAUGAUGCUUAUCCAGUUGAAAUAAAUUCACCUCAUGAUAGUUCAAAUGGUUUUGUCGCCAAUCAAGAGGCAGAAGAUUCACUGAUGGUGGUAGACGGUAUUGGGGAAACUUCACAAGCUCAAAGCUGGAGGUUCAUGGAUGACAAUAUGAGUAAUGGCGCGAAUAAUUCCUUGAAUUCCAGUGACUGCAUCUCUCAAAACAAUGCAAAUUGUGAAAAGUUGUCCCCUCUUUCGAGUGGAGAGAAGGAAACUAAGCCUUGCCCACUAGACCAUCAAGAGAACGAUCAGAAGAAACCGCAUCUUUUAGAUCACCAAAGAGAUGAUGCUCAAUAUCAAGCUGUCCUUUCUACUCUUCUAAAGAGUUCUGACCAAUUAACUUUGGGACCACAUUUUAGAAAUAUGAAUAAAAAGUCAAGUUUUGCUGGUUGGAAGACCGAUAUUCAGAUGCCGAGAUUUGGAACUGCACAAAAACUAUUGAAGAAGGUACUUCUUGAAGUACCUAGAAUGCAUGCUGGUGUUAUACAUAAAUUCAGCAGAGAAAAUGGUAAAAAGAACAGCCUUUGGAGACCAGAAGUUGAUGACAUUGAUAGAAACCGCGUUAUUUCAGAGAGAAGGCGAAGAGAAAAGAUAAAUGAGAGAUUCAUGCAUCUUGCAUCGAUGCUGCCAACUAGUAGCAAGGUUGACAAAAUAUCAUUACUCGAUGAGACAAUAGAAUACAUGAAAGAGCUUGAAAGGAGAGUUCAAGAGCUGGAGGCCAGAUCAGCAAGACGAUCAAAUGAUACUGCAGAGCAGACAUCUGAUAAUUGUGGCACUAGCAAAUUCAAUGACAUCAGGGAAUCACUACCGAACAAAAGAAAGGCAUGUGAUAUGGAUGAAAUGGAACCUGAAAGCUGCAAUGGAUUACUGAAACGUAGUUCAGCUGAUAGUAUUGUCAUCAAUAUGAUCGAUAAGGAAGUCUCGAUCAAGAUGAGUUGUCUUUGGAGCGAGAACUUGUUACUUCAAAUUAUGGAGGCAUUGACUGACCUACAUAUGGAUUGCCAUACAGUUCAGUCUUCCAACAUUGAUGGGAUUCUAUCCAUUGCUAUUGAAUCCAAGUCAACUGGAUCGAAAACAGUAGCAGUCGGAACAAUUAGAGAAGCACUUCAGAGAGUAGUUUGGAAAUCUUGAAGAUUAGUCACUCAAGGUUGGUCAAUUAAGUCCAUAUGAAAAAGAGCUUGAUCAAUCAUGUCCUUAGAGGAUAGUUAAAGCUUGUGUAUAGCACUGUACUUUAAAAUGCUUUUUUCGAAGAUUUGAAAAGCCUAGAGGAAAGUAGUAAUUUGGAGUAGCUUUCUUCUAAUGCAUCAUCCUCUUUCUUGAUCAUCACUUUUUUGUGGUCCUCUAAAAAGUUCAUGAAAGUAAAGUUGCUGAAUCUUGCUAUUGAUUUCUGUCCCCACUAACAAAGUUGAAAGGUCACUUCAGGAAUGGAAAAAAGUUUGGUGUUUGCUUUAA
Messenger RNA from Solanum verrucosum, 2557 nucleotides. Its product is annotated as transcription factor EGL1-like. The record is from RefSeq and is a predicted model, not a curated record. NCBI's taxonomy places the organism in Eukaryota, Viridiplantae, Streptophyta, Magnoliopsida, Solanales, Solanaceae. The transcript is spliced from 8 exons. The coding region runs from base 356 to 2236 and encodes 626 amino acids. Gene Ontology annotation, molecular function: protein dimerization activity.